Penaeus monodon (black tiger shrimp) is the source of this 443-nucleotide messenger RNA. RefSeq lists its product as uncharacterized. Lineage: Eukaryota; Metazoa; Arthropoda; Malacostraca; Decapoda; Penaeidae. The record is from RefSeq and is a predicted model, not a curated record.
AGAGCACCAGUGACAAGGGCCGCUACUCUCUCAUCUUUGCCAGCAUCCGUCGCCCACGGCUUCGCAGCGUCUCUAAUCUGCCUUAUCUCGUGGAGAUUGUUGUCGAAUCUUUGUUGAAAGGUCAUCUUCGUCAAGGUCGUCUUUAUGACUCUCUCCCAAGCACUGCCACAACGUCGUUGCAGGAGCCUCGGCUUGCACCAGACAGAAGAGGCAUUUCAGAAGGGAAGGCAAAUUCAGCGCUCCUUCAUCUCUUGGUUUUCCGUGACGCCAUGGCUGUCGGGACCGCAGUGUCUGUCCUUCAAGUGAAAGUAAUACGUUACCCUCUCGGUGCCUGUCGUUCUGGGUACCGAGACCAAGAGCCUGACGACUUCCAGGGGCCCCACAGCGCAAUUAGAAUGAGAUCCGCUUUAGGAAUCGUUCAAAAAUAAAUUUUAUUUUCCUUA